Messenger RNA from Exophiala mesophila, 1297 nucleotides. RefSeq names its product eukaryotic translation initiation factor 3 subunit K. The record is from RefSeq and is a predicted model, not a curated record. Gene Ontology annotation, biological process: regulation of translational initiation. Gene Ontology annotation, cellular component: eukaryotic translation initiation factor 3 complex; cytoplasm. Gene Ontology annotation, molecular function: ribosome binding; translation initiation factor activity. NCBI's taxonomy places the organism in Eukaryota, Fungi, Ascomycota, Eurotiomycetes, Chaetothyriales, Herpotrichiellaceae. The transcript has 2 exons. The coding region runs from base 74 to 802 and encodes 242 amino acids.
GAACGCUCUACUGCGCAGACAACUUUUACGCGACCACAACCCCCCCAACGAAUAGCCACAUCGCAGAAUCAAGAUGCCGCAUGCAUUCGACAAGUGUAAGGAGCGCCCUGCACAUAUCGACGAGAUCCUCAACGGACUCAAUCGCUAUAACCCGGAGACGACGACCAUCUUCCAAGAAUAUGUGAAUCAACAAUGCGAAGAGAAAUUCUUUGAUACAUACGCCUCGUUGGCUCUCUUGAAACUUUACCAAUUCAACCCUCAAUUGCUCCAUCCCGAAACCGUCACCAACAUUCUAGUCAAGGCACUGACCGUCUUCCCAUCUCCUUCCUUUUCUCUCGCGCUCGCUCUUCUUCCUCCGUCAACGAUACCCUACAACUCCGGCAAUACCUCGAUCCCCACAACAGACCUCACCGAGUCGAUUCAAAAGUUGACCAGACUGAACACACUGCUCGAGUCCGCACAAUACGAUGCAUUUUGGUCAACUUUGGAGUCGGAUGAUCUAUAUGCAGAUCUGUACGCAGACGUUGCAGGGUUCGAGGACCUGAUCCGCAUUCGGAUAGCUGGGGAGGUGGGCAAAACGUUCAGACAAAUCGACCUUGCUGUGUUGAGCGGAUGGUUAGACCUCAGAGGCGAUGCUUUGACAAAGUUUGCUCAGACCGCCUGUGGAUGGAGAGUCAAUGGGUCACAGGUGGACAUUCCUGCAAAUGCAGAAAACGAAGCCAAGAGCGAAAUCAAAGGCGAGAGGGUUGGCGUGGAUAUGUUCGGCCGUGUCUUUAGAAGAGGCUACGAGGCCCCUGCAUGAUCCACACAGACAUGUUUACCUAACGAUAAACGGGUCUGUAAUGGGCUCAUGCAAUGCCGCUGAAAUGCUUGUUUGAAGUGGCUCGAUGCAAAACGUCAGUCAUGACCAAACUCCCAGAAGAGUUGAAGUUCGAGCAAGAUUCGAGGAAGCGUUUGAAACCUCGCAUAUGGUGCACUUGAAGGCGACCUUCACGCUGAGCAUCCAGCGAGCGUGAAAACAACAAGCAGAAACGAAUGUUAAGGUCAUGCCAGGCGCAGUACAUGGAGCUGGCGAAAUCCUCUGAGGUGCAGCCAAACUGGCGAAGAAUUGAAGAAUGCUGUUACGACAUGUCAUUAUCCUCAGUUGUUAAGAGAGUUGCAUAUGCGAAAGCACCGAUCUUGGACUGUUUCACAGUCGAGCCGGAUGAGCAUCACAAUGGGACCUACCUAGGUGGACACCAGGAUUACAAUACCUAUUAGGUAGACUUGAUGCUGUAACUUCAAAACUAGAUUGCCA